CCCCCCCUGCACGUCUCCGCCUUCUUCCUCUUAAGGCUCUGGCCAGUUCGCUUUGUAAGAACAAAAUACCCGGGGAUAUCCAGUCUGUCUUCAGACUGGCGAGCAAGCCCCAAGCCCUAAGAACUCCUGAGAGGGAGAACUGCAAUUUUCCUUUUCGAGCGCUGUUCCUUUUUGCUGUAUGAGGCAGAAGCGGCAUGUUUCCUAGGAUGCACUUUCAGAGUUCAUCCUAACAGGUUGGUUGGGCCUGAGCUGAAGAUGUUUCCCGAACAACAGAAAGAGGAGUUUGUCAGCGUCUGGGUCCGUGACCCCAGGAUUCAGAAGGAGGACUUUUGGCACUCCUAUAUCGACUAUGAGAUAUGCAUCCACACGAAUAGCAUGUGUUUUACAAUGAAAACAUCUUGUGUACGAAGAAGGUACAGAGAAUUCGUGUGGCUGCGGCAAAGACUCCAAAGCAAUGCGUUGCUGGUAGAAUUACCAGAACUUCCAUCUAAGAACCUAUUUUUCAACAUGAACAAUCGCCAGCAUGUUGACCAGCGUCGUCAGGGCUUGGAAGAUUUCCUCAGAAAAGUCCUGCAGAAUGCACUUUUGCUUUCUGAUAGCAGCCUCCACCUCUUCCUGCAGAGCCAUCUGAACUCCGAGGACAUUGAAGCGUGUGUUUCUGGGCAGACCAAGUACUCGGUGGAAGAAGCAAUUCACAAGUUCGCCUUGAUGAAUAGACGGUUCCCUGAAGAAGAUGAAGAGGGGAAAAAAGACAACGAUGUAGAUUAUGAUUCAGAAAGUUCCUCCUCUGGGCUUGGCCACAGUAGCGAUGACAGCAGUUCGCAUGGAUGCAAAGCAAGCCCGGCACUGCAGGAGUCCUGAGGGGGAAUCCCAGGGCUGCUACCUUCGGCACAAAACCGUGCCCAGCCAGAGGGAACGCUUGCUCACAGUAGAUCCUUACCUAAUGCCACUGUCACUGUCCUAGGUCGUUAAAUACUUACAGUGGUGGGUUCUUAGUGCUAGUAUUUUUACGUUCUCUAAUUUUAGCCAAGCUUCUGUAUAAAGCUGUAAGGUCUGUGAAUGCCAUACAACCCUUUAUUGCCAUAUAAUACUUGUAAAUACGAUCCUGCUCUCAAGUGAAGUGAGUUAUAUGCUGUAUGUAUCAAAACAUAAUCCAAUUGGUCUCAACUGCAUUUUAAAGAGCUAGGUGUAUCAGUAGCCUUUAAAACCGAGACAGAGCAUCCUUGCGGUGGCAAUGGGGAAGUUAUGGUAAACAGUGUGUAACUGGAGCCAGGGUACAGAGUCCCAACACAGCGUACUGCCUCUUUGGCACGUGGCUCUUGUUCUGUGGAGACUGACCCCUACUCUGGAGGAUGCUUUGCUUUUGGGUAUUUGAGUGAAAUAUUUAAGAGUAUUUAAACUUUCCCAUAUACUAUUUCACAUGUAAAUGGAGAAUAUGUCUUACAAAUAAAGAUGUACUAAAAUAAUGUUUACAUCUUAGGGGAAAACAUAGAAGUGUUCAUAAUUUUGCUUAAAUUUGCCGUCCGUAGAUUUAGAAAUACACCUUCACUGUCCAAAAUCAGCUUAAACAUGGCUUCUGGCAACAAGUCAUUUUACCAUUGUGUAGUUAGAAUCAUAGCUAAUGAUUUAUUUUCUGACAUUUUAAAACUAUGCAUUAAAAAAAAAUCACGUGGUAACUUUCGUCAGUGGGGGCUCCUCACGACACAUUUUUAAGUUAGAAGAAGGUAUUUAUAAGAGCUAAUUUAAUUUUACCCAUAACUAUUUCAAUAAUUUUGGAGUGAAAGUUGGGUUGCAAAUGUCAGAGCUCAUAUCGGUGUUUUAGAAGCCCUUUCUUUUAAGGCAGCUACCUGAAGAUUGGCUUAAUUUGAAUAGAAUAGUUCUCUCUCUCUCUCUGUCUCUCACUUUCUUUUUGUGUCCUAAAGAGAAGAUGUCUUGGGUCCACCUUGAGCUUCCAGGUGCAGAAAGGCAGCAUUUUCCUGGGAUAAUUAGCUAAGUCCUCCCUGCUCAUGAGAAGAAGCUGAAAGAAGAUCUUUUCACCUAAGUGGGAUAGAUGACUUGCUGCUUUCAGUGAAUGCCUCCCACUCUCACUAGCUGCAAAAGCUGCUGCAAAAAAAGCAGCCAUUUACCUUGGGUGUUCGGUAGUUACUGUGCUAAUCAAAAGUUACUGAGUUGUCCUUGGAAAUGCUUGUCUCAGAGAACUGGUAAAGAAACAGAAACAUUAAAUUUGGCAUAAGAAUGG
Messenger RNA from Arvicola amphibius (Eurasian water vole), 2239 nucleotides. RefSeq names its product sorting nexin 10 (gene Snx10). Bases 256 to 861 code for a protein of 201 amino acids. Lineage: Eukaryota; Metazoa; Chordata; Mammalia; Rodentia; Cricetidae. Gene Ontology annotation, molecular function: phosphatidylinositol binding. The transcript has 7 exons. Gene Ontology annotation, biological process: intracellular protein transport. The record is from RefSeq and is a predicted model, not a curated record.